Jaculus jaculus (lesser Egyptian jerboa) is the source of this 3981-nucleotide messenger RNA. RefSeq names its product dynein axonemal assembly factor 5 (gene Dnaaf5). Gene Ontology annotation, biological process: inner dynein arm assembly; outer dynein arm assembly; cilium movement. The transcript is spliced from 13 exons. Gene Ontology annotation, cellular component: cytoplasm. The record is from RefSeq and is a predicted model, not a curated record. NCBI's taxonomy places the organism in Eukaryota, Metazoa, Chordata, Mammalia, Rodentia, Dipodidae. Gene Ontology annotation, molecular function: dynein intermediate chain binding. Bases 9 to 2564 code for a protein of 851 amino acids.
CACGCAAGAUGGCGGCGCCGGCGGAGGUUAAGGUGUGUGCGGACCCUGCGGAGACUGCCGAGGCCGCGGAGCUGAGCCGCGUGCUGGGCCGCCUGCUGCCGGGGCUGGAUGCCGACAGCAAGCUGGGGCGGCGGCGUGCGUUAGAGGCCCUGGAGCGCGCGCUGGAGGACACGGCCCGGGCCGGCGCCGACCCUGCCGCCUUCCAGGGCCCUUGGGCCCGCCUGCUCCUGCCGCGUCUGUUGCGUCUCCUGAGCGACCCGGCCGAGGGCUGCCGCGCGCUCUCCGCGCACCUGCUGGGCCUGGGCCUGCGCCGCUGUGCGCGACCCCGCGACGCUCUGCCGCGCCUCCUGCCCGCGCUGGCCGCCCGCCUGGCCCGGCCCGAGCCUGCGCGGCUGCCGUCCGAGCCGUGCGAGGAGCUGCGCCUGGCGCUCGUGCAGCUGCUCCGGCUGGCCGUGGACCUGGGCGGCCGUGGACUAGCGCCGCUCCUGGACGACGCGGUUCGCGCGCUGCGGGGCGCGCUGCUGGACCCGUUUGCCGCGGUGCGGCGGGAGAGCUGCGAGUGCGCAGCCGCCCUGGCGCGCGCCACGCCGGAGCACUUCCACAUGCAGUCAGAGUCCCUCAUCGGCCCUCUGAUGCAGACCAUCUCCCAUCAGCACUGGAAGGUUCGGGUGGCUGUCAUCGAAGCCACAGGCACGGUGAUCCAGUUUGGUAAUGGGAAGUCUGUGGAUGACGUCCUUUCCCACUUUGCUCAACGACUGUUCGACGAUGUCCCUCAGGUCCGACAGGCAGUGACCUCAGUGGUAGGCAGCUGGCUGCUGAAUCUGCGUGAUCGCUACUCCUUCUUCCACAAACUCAUUCCUCUGCUGCUCAGCAGCUUCAGUGAUGACAUGCCUGAGGUCCGGCAAGCGGCCACCAGCCUCUGGAAGAAGGUUGGGCUUCAGUGGCAGGAGGAGAAUGAGACAGAUCUGAAGGACAAGCUGGACUUUCCCUCGCCACUCCCUCCCCAUUAUCCCCGGCAAGAGAUCCGUCCCGUGCUGGGCUGCCGGGAGCUGGUCUUCAGGAACCUGUCCAAGGUGCUUCCUGCCAUCUGUCACGACAUCACUGACUGGGUCGUGGGGACCCGGGUGAAGGCUGCACAACUCCUACCAGUGCUGCUGCUGCAUGCCGAAGACCACAUCACACAGCACCUGGAGAUUGUCCUGAGAACUCUACACCAGGCAUGCACCGAUGAGGAGAAAGCUGUUGUCAGCAGUUGCGUGCGAUCUGCAGAGCUCAUCGGCACAUUUGUCAGCCCAGAAGUGUAUCUGAAGCUGAUCUUAGCAAUGCUGAAGAAGGCACCCUCCGCCUCAGGCCUCUUGAUCCUUGCCUCAGCCAUUCAAGGCUGCUCUCGAGACGCCCUCCAGCCACACUUCAAGGUCAUCGCCUCUGAGCUAGCUCAGGAGCACAUUUGCCAGGGGUCUGAAAAUGACCUGUACUUGGAGUACCUGCUCCUGUGUGUGCAGGCUUUGGUGUCUGUGUGUCAAGAGGACUGCUCUGCAGCCAUUCUGCAGCUCAUGGAGGUGCUGGUGACCAUCAUGGCUGUUUCAAGUGCGCCCAAUCUUGUAGACAAGGCUCAGGAGACAAUGGAUGCACUGGCCAAAGUGGAGGACACUCCCAGCAGUCACGACCUUUACCGAAAGCAUGUGGGUGCUCUACUGGAGCGGGUGACCGCCUCUCACAGCAACUGGACCACACACUCUCUGCAGCUGCUGCAGUUCCUUGUUGUCCUCACCCGAGCAGGACCAGCCGUGGGAGAAGCACUACAGCAUGUGGUGCCUACCCUCAGGACCUGCCUCCAGCCCACAACAGACCCCCAUAUGCGCCUGAAGGUCUUCUCUGUCUUGUCCACCAUACUGCUGAGGCCAAAGGACACUGUUGACUCCCAAGGGCAGUUCCAUGGCUACUUGGAGAUGGUGGUGAAGGACAUCCUGGCCCCCAACCUGCAGUGGCAUGCAGGGAGGACUGCUGCUGCCAUCCGGACAGCCGCUGUGUCCUGCCUGUGGGCACUCACCAGCAGUGACAUCCUGUCAGCCAAACAGGUGCAGGAGGCACAGGAAACCCUGAUGCCCCAAGUGCUGGCCACGCUGGAGGAGGACUCACAUAUGACCCGACUGAUGUCCUGCCGCAUUGUCAACAUGUUUCUAAAGACCUCUGGCAAUAGGAUGGAACCAGAUAAAUUCCUCAAGGUUUAUCCUGAGCUCUUAAAGCGGCUGGAUGACUUCUCCAAUGACGUAAGGGUGGCCGCUGCCUCUGCUUUACUCACAUGGCUGAAGUGUGUGGAGAAUACUGACGGGAGAUCCUCCUACCAGAGCAGUGUUCAAUUCCUGUACCGAGAGCUUCUGGUCCACCUGGAUGAUCCCGAACACACCAUCCAGGAUGCUAUCCUUGAGGUCCUCAAGGAGGGUAGCAUCCUGUUCCCAGAAGUCCUGGUGCGUGAGACCGAAGCCGUUGUCCACAAACACCGCUCAGCAGCCUACUGUGAGCAGCUCCUGCAGCAUGUGCACGCCAUGGCAGCCGCACGGUGACCACAGGCAGCAGACAUGACCGCCUUGACCUCCCCAACCAUGUGGCAUCCAGGGUCUGAUGUCAGCAGCCCCGGCAGUGUGGCAUCUCUGAGACUCCUGCCUGCCACCUGUCACUCAACAGUGCCUUCAAGCCAGCAGCUUCUACAUGAUGAUCCUGAGCACGUUGAUUUCAUUUUUAUCCUAUACCACACACACAGGCCUGCGAAAGUCUAUAGCCAAGUUGAAAUAAAGCCCAACGUCCCUUACCCAUAGUGGCUGCCCAAUCAGCUGCUUAGGAUAAUUUUUAAAGCCUCCCUCAUGUGCCCCACUGGGUCCUGUCUGCUUCUGUGCCCCUCAAGAAUGAGGAGAUCACUUAACCAGAAACCCAAAAUGAUUAUAAAAAAGAAACCUCAUUUUCCUUUGGGUUCUGUCCCAACUGAAAAAGAAUUCCACAUCUUGACUAUUGCUGAUGAAAUGUUUCCUUUUUUAAGUCCACUGGAAUCUGUGGUGUGGGAGCUCUCACAGUGUCUGACUGGAAUGUGUGGUGUGGGAGCUCUCACAGUGUCUGACUGGAAUGUGUGGUGUGGGGGCUCUCACAGUGUCUGACUGGAAUGUGUGGUGUGGGAGCUCUCACAGUGUCUGACUGGAAUGUGUGGUGUGGGAGCUCUCACAGUGUCUGACUGGAAUGUGUGGUGUGGGAGCUCUCACAGUGUCUGACUGGAAUGUGUGGUGUGGGGGCUCUCACAGUGUCUGACUGGAAUGUGUGGUGUGGGAGCUCUCACAGUGUCUGACUGGAAUGUGUGGUGUGGGAGCUCUCACAGUGUCUGACUGGAAUGUGUGGUGUGGGAGCUCUCACAGUGUCUGACUGGAAUGUGUGGUGUGGGGGCUCUCACAGUGUCUGACUGGAAUGUGUGGUGUGGGAGCUCUCACAGUGUCUGACUGGAAUGUGUGGUGUGGGAGCUCUCACAGUGUCUGACUGGAAUGUGUGGUGUGGGAGCUCUCACAGUGUCUGACUGGAAUCUGUGGUGUGGGGGCUCUCACAGUGUCUGACUGGAAUGUGUGGUGUGGGGGCUCUCACAGUGUCUGACUGGAAUGUGUGGUGUGGGGGCUCUCACAGUGUCUGACUGGAAUGUGUGGUGUGGGAGCUCUCACAGUGUCUGACUGGAAUCUGUGGUGUGGGAGCUCUCACAGUGUCUGACUGGUGCCAGUAGGCCGAGGACAGGCACGCUGUGGGGCCUCCUGGCUGCUUGCGCUGCAGCAGUGCCUGAGAUUGUUUUCAUUCUCCAGCCUUUUCUACACCCAAGUGCCUAACGAACUUUAAGUGGUAUUAUCAUAAGCUAAUAUUUAUGUUAACACAAGGGGGGGAUCCAUAUAUUUUCCAACAAAUCCUAACAUUUUUGCUUUUCUGUUUGCAAAAUUAAAUUAUUUAUUAGAGCUA